GUUAGCAGCUAGCUCCAGCGGGAUGGAAAAUGGAGGACUGACCGAAGCGCGAGGGCAUUAUCGGUAUUUCCAGUUUGUAGAUCCUUUAACCUUGUACCAAGACAGAUGAUAACUGGUUCAAGGCCUUUGUUUUGUUUGAAGAACAGCUCCGUCACUCGUCACUGCUGAACCGCAGACAAUCUGUUUGAAAGUAGUGCUUGACUCCAUCAUCUAUGGAGGAGAAUGUGAGCCCUGAGCUCUCUCUAGCUCCUGAGCCAGAGCAGAGCCAGGACCGUAUGGAUAGCUGCUCUCAAGACUUGGAAGAAGGCGAUACAGAGCAGAAAGAACAGUUUGUAACUGAAAGUGAGAAUGUGGCCAAAGAGACACUAGAGGAGUCAGGUAAACCUUCCAAGGCCAACAGUGAAUUAAAGAAAACUUGGGGUUUCCGGCGGUCCACUGUUGCAAAGAGAGAGAUGCCAGUGGAGGCAGCAACCGACAGCCCUGAUAACCGAUGUCCAGUACGUCGCAGUGGCAGGCAGUCGAAGCUCACUAACAAACUACAGGAAUUCCUCUCGACUGCCAAAAGAGGGUCAAGGAAGAGUGCCCCUCCCAGUUUGGAAAGUGGAGAUCCUCCUUCCCAAACCCCAACUGAUGCAGAGACUGCCUCAGAGGCCAGUUUUGAUGGUAACGCUGACACCAAGGCUGCGGAGGACAAGGCAGAGUCCCCAGAGAGGAGGACGAGAAGUACCGCCAGGAAGCAGGCCCAAAGGAAAGGUCGAGUUGGCAGACCGCCUCGAUGUGGCCGUGGAGUGACAGUCAAAGAUGAGGAGAGCUCUGAGAAUGAUGAGGACAGCAAAGACGCCGCUAAGAAGGACCAGUUACUGGAUAAAGAUGAGGAGGUAAAAGAUGAAGACGGUAAUCCCAGUCCUGAAGAUGUAGGGAGUGCUCAUAAAGUCUCACAGUCUCAGCCGGAGCAGGACUCUGAGAGUAAAGAGCUUGUAGAGGAGAAGGACCAACAUGGGGAUGAAAAUGAAAACAUGGAAAAAGAAGAGACUGAUGAAGAGGAUGAGGGCAGCACAGACAAACCUGCAGCAGUGUUGGUAAAACGUGGACCAAUAAGAACGUACAUCAAUAAAAAGAGGGCAGCCAAUAAAAACACUACCCCUGUUAAAGGUCCUGCUCCUGCUAACAAGAUCACCAUUCCAAUCAAGAGAGAGCUGAAGCCUAAAGUUACCCAGGCUUCUGGAAUACGUAAAGCCCAGACAUUAGAGGACAAUGAUGAUGAAAAUGACUCAACAUCUUCGUCUUCGUCUUCAUCUUCCUCAUCCAUUGAUUCUGACGAGGGAGGUUAUGACCCCAAUGCACUUUACUGCAUCUGUCGCCAGAAACACAACAAAAGGUUCAUGAUCUGCUGUGACCGCUGCGAGGAGUGGUUCCAUGGAGACUGUGUGGGCAUCACUGAAGCCCGCGGGCGCCUGAUGGAGAGAAAUGGCGAAGACUACAUCUGCCCCAAUUGCACCGCUAAGAAAAACCAAGUGGUCAGACCCGCCACAUCUAUCCUCUCUACAAGUAUAGAUAUCGGAAAGUCCAGAGCACCAACUUUUGCUCCAGCUGUUUCUGCUCUGACCUGUACUGAGAAAAUGAACACCAGCGGGUUAGCUGUUCAGGCUGGGGCAGCACAUCUGUCCUCCACCACUGGAACUGAAGAGAAGGCAGCAGAGGACCUGGGCAUCAAAGGCAGGAUAGAGAAGGCUACUAAUCCCACUGGAAAAAAGAAGAUAAAGAUCUUUCAGCCGGCCACACAACAGCCAGCCCAACCAAAAGCAGACCGGGAAUUGGUGGAAAAGAAGGCCGCACCCACAGCAGAGCAGAAAGCACUACCGGACACCGAGCAGAAAGUGGCAUCCAACGUGGAGGUGAAAACAACACCAAUAGUGGAGGUGCCAGAGGAGAAGGCCGGGCAGAAAGCUGAGGAGGAGUCUUCACUUCCUAAAUGUAUCGGCCCUGGCUGUGACAGUAACGCCCAGCCAGACUCUGUGUACUGUGGCAAUGACUGUAUCCUGAGACAUGCUGCUGCCACCAUGAAAUCCAUCACUGAUGUCAAAGAGCCCAAGCAGAAGGACAAGGUCAAGGCUCAGAAAACCAAGUCUACACCAAAGAGGAAUGCCGUUGGUAGGAAGAAGACGCAGAAGAAGACCCGGGAGGAGUCGGACAGCGAGGACAACCACAGCGAUGAUCCAGAUGACGAGGACGACGAAGAUGAGCAUGCUGAGGAACACCCGCCCCCGCCGGCCACUGCAUCCUGGUCCAGCGACCAUAAUUACAUUGCAGUAACACCAGAAAAGACUACACCCAUAUCAACAGUUUUAAACAAAAAGUCCCCGGCCAAAGAAGAGAAGCAGAAUGAAAAGGAACAGAAGGAGAAGGAACCAGCCCCGACUCCUGAGAAACCUUCCCCAGCUUCCACAACUCCAGUCAAAGGAAACAAGAAGUCCCCGCAGACGAAAGCAACCAAGGUUUCACCAAAGGGCAAGAAGCCUUCCCCUCCAUCAACCAGCUCAAGGGCGUCCAAGAAACCUGCAACACCCAUUAGUAAAACUGCAGCAAAAUCCAAGAAACCAGGCCAGAAGCCUGUCAAGCCCCCAUCUGCCUUUCCUCCAGGUCCAAUCCACGUCACAGGAGCACUUCGAGUCACCAAAUCCAACUUCACCAUUCCUAAGAAGCAACCACAACAAAAGGAUGCUCCAUCUUCAUCCUCCAGAGUCCCAUCAUCUCCGGCUUCUUCAGCUCCCUCCAGCCACACCCAAUCCUCCAGACCUUCACAUCCAGCUGCUUCAGUGCCUUCAGCCCCUCUGCCACCGCCACCCAACAACCAAAUGAGAACAAACAUCCGCCGUUCGCUGACAGACAUCAUCUUUAAGCGGGUGAGCGACAGUGAUGAUCUGAAAAUGACUGAGGCUGAGGUGGCGAGGCUGGCAGUUGUCAUUGAAAAGGAAAUGUUCAACCUCUGCCUUACCACUGACAGCAAGUACAAGAACAAAUACCGUUCCCUUAUGUUCAACCUGAAGGAUCCUAAAAACAAAGGCUUGUUCUACAGGGUGGUGGGUGGUGAGGUUAGUCCCUUCAGACUGGUGAGACUAAGUGCUGAAGAGCUGCUUUCUAAAGAGAUUUCUGAGUGGAAAAAACCUGAAGAUGCUGAGGCCCAUUCUUCCAGUGCAAGGGCCCAUUCGGGGCAUUCCAGACUGGGCAACAGGCAUGACUCUAGCUCUCACAGCAUUGAUAUGGAGGAUGCUCCGCCAACAUCUGAUACAGAUGUAUGUAUGUCUACCACCACUUCAAACUUCACCACUGCUCGCAUGGCCUCUGCUGCAGACCAAGAUGAGUUGAGCUCCACUCCUUUAGCUGUGGCUCAGCCUUCUGCUGCAGAUGGGAACAGUGGCAGCAGCAUGCCAGACAUUUUCAGCAACAUGCUCAAAGACACCACUUCUGAACACAGGACUCAUCUAUUUGACCUCAACUGUAAAAUAUGCACAGGUCAGAAGUCAGAAGAUGAGCCUGCAGCUAAGAAAGCCAAACUGGCCAAAAAGCCUGAAACUAAGCCGCUUUCGUCCAGGACAGGGGACGUCUCUCCUGUCAGUCAAACACAGGUCCCCACAGCUUACCAGCCCCAAGACCCGUUACCCUACCAACACUCCAUCCCUUCGUCCUACCAGUCUAAUGUGGAGCCAGCUGUCCCAGAGUCACAGCCACAGCUGGACCUGAAUAUGCUGCUGGCCCCUCCAGCCCAGGCCCCAGCACCCAUCAACCCCACCGUGUCCUCGGUCAGCAUCACCCGCAGAGACCCUCGCAUGGCCAGGCACAGCUCCGGUGUGACUGUCACCUACCCUGCUCCAGAAAAGCCCAUCAACAACUCUGCAGAAACACUUCCAGCUCCUGUCAGUGCUCCAGUGGAGGUAGUACCCAAGACUGUGCUGCCGAUGCCCCCAGCUCCCCCAUCCUCAGUAUCUGCAUCCAAACCAACAAAAACAAGUACAUCUGAGCCUCCUCCUGAGGGUGAGACAGCCAUCUUCCUCCAUGGUCAAGAGAAGAUUUGGAAAGGACUGAUCAACAUGCAGUCUGUAGCCAAGUUUGUGACAAAAGCGUAUCUGGUGUCCGGAUCCUUUGAACACCUCAAAGAGGAUUUGCCAGAUACCAUUCAUGUUGGAGGACGGAUAUCUCCAAACACAGUUUGGGACUACGUUGGGAAACUGAAAACCUCCCUCUCUAAGGAACUGUGUUUGAUCCGUUUCCAACCUGCAACAGAAGAAGAAGAGGUGGCAUACGUCUCUCUCUUCUCUUACUUUAGCAGCCGAAAGCGCUUUGGUGUAGUGGCUAACAACAACCGUCGCAUCAAAGACCUCUAUCUCAUCCCACUGGGCUCAAAGGACCCAUUACCCUCCAAACUGUUACCGUUUGAUGGGCCAGGGCUUGAACCAGCUCGCCCUAACCUCCUCUUGGGGCUGCUGAUCUGCCAGAAAGACAAAAAGCGUGCUGGUGCGCCGUUGGAAUCUGAAGAAAAGCGGUCCAAGACACAAACCAAAGAUGCUGAUGACACUGGCCUACCAAAGCCAUCUUCAGUCAGAGCAGAAAGAAGUACACGACUUACAAGUCUCGAUAUCUCCUUCAGUACAACUCCUCCAGGGUCGCCUCCAUCCAACUCCUCUGAGACCUCAAGCAGCACUGCAGCCACUUCCUCAGUCCUUUCCUUCUUAUCCUCUGUCAAAGCUACAUCUACUGCCACUGGCAAGGACUCCCCAUCCUCAUCCAGCUCCGUUGCAUCCUCUGCACCUGCUGCAACUCCUCUUCAGACCAUCCUCAACACUCUUUUUGGGAAGAAAAAGCAUGACUCAGAAGCUUCCAACUCUCCAUCUGAUCAGGGUGGGGAACUCUCCCUCCCGCCUGCUACAAUGCUAGACCCUAUUGUGCAGCAGUUUGCACAGAUUUCAAAAGAAAAGCAGGUCGAGGAGGACGAAGAUGACCGACCAUAUGAUCCAGAAGAAGAGUAUGACCCCAGUAGGGGCUAUAAUGUGCCUAAGAAGCCUGUUCAGGUUGAAAGCAAACCUGAACUCUCUAAGCAGCCUGAGGUGGCUGCAGAUGAAGGGGAUGAUGUAGCAUAUGACCCAGAGGAUGACUCCAUUUUUGAAGACGUCAAACCUGUAGUACCAGGUCCGGUUAAGGCUGCAACUGAAUCUGUGACAGAUCCACAAAAGAUUUUAGAGAGCCUUAAACAGAUUGGGGAUCAGACAUUCCACAAACAGGGAGAGCAGCAGAUGCCAUCUACAGACACACCUGCUGCCUCAUUAAUACUUCCAGACACACUCUUAACUCAUCCUACAAAAUCCCUUUUGGCCAAUACUCAGCUACUGCAGCUUGGCAAAAAAGUUGAGGAACUAGUGAAGUCUUCGUCGGUUGCUCCCUUGAUCAACCAAAGGAGAGAUCCCCGGCAGAGUAGGGAUCCUCGCCAGGCUGCAGCGGGCAAGAAAUCACCUGAUGAAACUGAGGAGCAAGAGGAGACAUCUGCUUUGUUGGUGGAUUCCACUCCUUCCUCACAACCUGUCGAUCAAGAGCCUCAGUUGUCUAAUGUAACUGAACUCCCAGAGUCCUCACAAGGCCCAGAGACAUCACUGCCUCACGAGGAAGUGAAAACGGAGACGCUACCCUUCAUGUCCGAAGAAGCGGAGGUGGCAAUUCCAUUAUUAGGUGAGGAGGUGGAACCUGAUAUGGAGGUCAACUACAUGGAUGAGAAAGAAGUGAAAACUGAGGAAGCUGACCCAAUCAAAGUAGAAACGGAGAUGGACAAGUACAGUAUUUGGCCAAAUGCUGCUAGUAUUUUAAAAGCUGGUGAGGACUCAGAAUAUGAGGAGAAUAGCCAAGAUGCACCAGCCACAAGUUAUUAUGAACCUACUAACACUUCCACAAUAACGUCAGCGAUCCCAGUACUCACACAGAGCACAGCAAUAGUAGAGACUCAGUCCCAUCACCUGCCACAUCACAUAUCUACACCGGGCUUUGACAGUGAGUACAGACCUCCAGCUGACAUUCCCCCACCAUCCAACUUCCCCCCACCCCAUCCCAUGCAGGGACAAAACCUAAUAUUGAGGCCUCCGCCGAUGUCAAUGCCACCACCCAUGCAGGGUCUUCCUCCGAUGUCAGGCCCCCCUCCCAUGCAGGGACCCCCUCCCCCCAUCUAUGUUCCUCCCCCUAUGCGUGGUCCGCUCCCCAUGCAGGGGGACAGCAGCCAGCAAUAUGGUCCUCCUCCAACUGCAUACCCUCCUUAUCAGAACCAGUGGCCAGGCACCCAGCCACCACAGCAGCAGCCACCUCCUGGACCACCUCCCCAGAAUAUCAUGCCACCCCGAGGACCACCACCACCAUUCCCUCCAAUGGCCCAGAGGGGUGCAGCUCCUCCUAUCUUUAAUCCCUCUAUUCCCCCACAGCACAUUGGACAGCAAGGCCUCCCGCCAGGCCUUCCCCCACCUCCUACUUUUGAUGGACAGAGCAGUUUACCUCCACCAAGAUUCCCUGGUCCUCCGCCACCCUUCAAUGUCCCUGCAAACAGAGGUCUUCCUCCCCCAUUCACAGGGCCACCUCCCAGUCACUUUGAAAACAGACUCCCUCCUCCGUCCCACUUCCCCGGGCCCAGGGGCCCCCCGCCUUCUCAGUAUGGUGACCAUGCGGCUCCAUCCCCGAUUGGAGACCAACCUCGUGGCCCUGCAGAACAGUAUAACAAAGACAAUUCUAACACUUUCAAGCUAAAUGUGGACCAGAAUCCAAACACUCUCCAUAUUUUUAAAGACAAUCAGAGUCCCCCGCCAGGUCCAGCAUACCGGGGACCACCACCUAACCAGUAUGAGGACAGAAGGGGCCCACCUUCCAGUGGUGCGAUGAGCGGACAGCACUUCAGUCCACACAACCAGUAUGGGAGCUCCAGACCACACUCCUCACCGCCACAUCGAGGAUCUUUUGAUGAGCACCGAGGUCCUCCCCCUCAGGACGAUAGACCCCACCCUUCUCCACGUUUUGGAGGAGCAGAGCGGUACCGCUUAGAUAGGCUUUCUGAUGAGGCUAGACCUAUUCGCCACAGUGGGCCACUACUGCCAACUCCCUCAGAGGCCCCAAUAGGUCCUCCCAGUCGAAUGGGAGCCCACAGUCCAGACAUGCACCGCGAUGACCCCUGGCACCGCCACUCUCCUGAAAUUAGGAGGAGGAGCAGCACCACCCGAGAAGACUCAGAACCCCGCAUUGGAGAUCGCUUCAGUCGCUUUGAAGGAGGGCACAGAGAACCUGCUCCUGGUCUGUCACAACCCUCUGAAGAGAGACAGAGGGAGCUUUCCGAGGACCAUCGGAGGGAAAGAGAGCGGGAUGUCCCCCACCCUGGCAGACCAUCAUGGGACAGAGGCAAGCGGUGGAGCAGAGAGAGAGAGUGGGAUAGAGCCAGAGAAAGGGAUCGCGAUAUGGAACGUAGCAGAGACCGUGAUCCAGAGCGCCCAAGAGAGCGAGAUCGUGAUCGGGAGCGUAGCAGAGAAAGGGACCGCGACCCUGAGAAUACCCGAGAAAGAGAUCGUGAUCCGGAGGGUACCCGAGAAAGAGUCUGUGACCCGGAGCGUAGCCGAGAAAGAGAGCGUGAUUCAGAGCGAAACCGAGAAAGAGAGCGUGAUCUGGAGCGCAGCCGAGAAAGGGACCGUGAUCUGGAGCGUACCCGAGAAAGAGAGCGUGAUCUGGAUCGUAGCCGAGAAAGAGAGCGUGAUCCGGAGCGUAGCCGAGAAAAAGACCGGGAUCCGGAUCGUAGCAGAGAAAGAGACCGCGAACCAGAUAGAAACCGAGAAAGAGAGCGCAGCAGAGGGAGGGAGGUGGAAAGGCACAGGGACACAGAGGGAGAGCGACACAGGGAUCAAGACACAGACAAAAGGAGAGACCGGGAGAGGGACAGGGAAAGAGACAGAGCAAGAGACAGAGCCGGGGAAUCUGACAGGAGGGACCACGACCGCGACAGAGGGAGAAACCGUGAUCGAGAACGCGAACGAGAGCGAGACAAGAGGCGGGACAGAUCCCGAAGCAGGGAACGGGACAGGGACAGAGAACGUGGGAAAGACCGGGGCAGAGACAGGGAGAGAGAUAGGGACAGGGACAAAGAGCGGGAUCGUCGUGACAGGAGCAGAAGCAGAGAAAAGAGAGAGGAGAAAAAGGACAGUAAACAUGAUACACCCAAGGAGAGGGAUAAAACUGCAGAUAGUGACAAGUCCUAGUCUCUGUUUUAUGGAAACUACAUUAUGGUUUUGAGAGACACUUAAAUCUUUCACCAUUUGAAAUCCAGUUGUAUCACUGUAAAUGUAGAUGAGCAGUAUUUCGUUAAAUUUCCACAGUUGUGUUCAUACUAGAAAAAAAGUUUGACAAUGUUUGUAUUCUUUUUGUCACCUAAAAGUUUCUAUCUUUGUUUUAUCACAUUUGAAAAACAAAAAACUAAAGGCCAUCUUAGUUGCUUGUGUACACUAUGUAAUGAGUAGACUACCAAGUCCUAUUACAUGUACCGUUCUCCUGUCCAAGCAGGGUUUUUUUUAAGUAAACAAUAAUGUAACUGAGUAACACACCAUUUGCAAUAUGUAAAUAUGAAUGUAUUUGUGUAUAUACUGAUGUUUUUAAUCAUACUUUUCUAAAUAGAGAAAAUAAAGCCAUAUAUCUGAGAUGGAUAAUGUGAAAGUUAAGAAAACACUGUUUACACACAAAUGUGUGUUUAUAUGUCCAGCAGCAUUGAACUUAAAGGCUCAAACUAUCUACAGUAUACAUCCCGUCAAUGGUUAAUGACAUGUCCUGAUUUUGUUUCAGCUCAACCAAUUAAACAUGUUUGAUGAAGUAUG
Messenger RNA from Centropristis striata (black sea bass), 8873 nucleotides. It is a transcript of the gene dido1, whose product is annotated as death inducer-obliterator 1. Gene Ontology annotation, biological process: apoptotic signaling pathway; DNA-templated transcription. Gene Ontology annotation, cellular component: nucleus. The coding region runs from base 213 to 8264 and encodes 2683 amino acids. NCBI's taxonomy places the organism in Eukaryota, Metazoa, Chordata, Actinopteri, Perciformes, Serranidae. The record is from RefSeq and is a predicted model, not a curated record. The transcript is spliced from 17 exons.